Messenger RNA from Impatiens glandulifera, 402 nucleotides. RefSeq names its product secreted RxLR effector protein 161-like. The transcript is spliced from 2 exons. The coding region runs from base 1 to 402 and encodes 133 amino acids. NCBI's taxonomy places the organism in Eukaryota, Viridiplantae, Streptophyta, Magnoliopsida, Ericales, Balsaminaceae. The record is from RefSeq and is a predicted model, not a curated record.
AUGUCUGAUGCUAAAUCUGUGAAUGUGCCUCUUGCUUCCCACUUUGUGUUAAGUAAGGAUCAGUCUCCAAAGACUAAAACUGAAAUAACUGAAAUGAAGAAUGUGUCUUAUUCCAAUGCUAUAGGAUCUGUUAUGUAUCUCAUGAUUAGUACUAGGUCUGAUAUUGCAUAUACAGAUCGUUGUUUGAGUAGAUUUAUGUCUAACCCUGGUACUAAGUUGGUUGGUUAUGUAGAUUUCAAUUAUGCUAAUGAUAGGGAUAAUAGAAAGUCUACGAUUUCCUAUGUGUUUACUUUGUGUGGCUCUUGCAUAAGUAGGAAGUAUCAACUUCAGCCCAUUGUUGCUUUAUCUACUACAGAAUCUAAGUAUGUAGCUAUCACUGAAGCUUUUAAGGAAGCAAUUUGA